This is a messenger RNA of Cladophialophora carrionii CBS 160.54, 2484 nucleotides long. RefSeq lists its product as uncharacterized. The record is from RefSeq and is a predicted model, not a curated record. NCBI's taxonomy places the organism in Eukaryota, Fungi, Ascomycota, Eurotiomycetes, Chaetothyriales, Herpotrichiellaceae. The coding region runs from base 1 to 2484 and encodes 827 amino acids. The transcript has 4 exons.
AUGGGUCGACAAUCUCAUCUUGCACGGCUGGCCUUGGGUAGAUCACCAUUCGAUGCUCCAUUACAAGACGAAAAUGGGGAUCUUAUCCUUGGACCGAAUGUCCAACACGACACUGGCCGCAACUACAUCCAGGACUUCGAUAGUCGUGGCCAUCCGAGAAACCUUCGCUCCGAAAUGUCACGGCGAAGGCUUCUACGCGCUCAGAAUGAAGCUCUCUAUACCGUCGGCGUCGUCGUAAAGAAAGCCAAAGCAAAUCGCUCACGGUGGCAAACCAUGGACGAUAAGCAGAAAUUUCGACUUGUGGUUGAAGAAAACACGGCCGGGGCCUACCUAGGCCUUUCUGAGAGUAUUCUGCAGCGGUUGUCAACCCUCUGGAUACAGAACAUCAGGCGGCGCGUCUUGACCUACAAAUCAUAUCUGGAACUGCCAGUCUCACACAUGAUAUCAUCAGAUUGGCACACCUUGGGAGCUGGUGCAUUCUUGUUCGCUGGCGUUCUCCCAGCGACCUUUGCGAGAAUCAGCCAGUAUGUCAGAUUGGCGCUGCUUCGAGAAGAUGCCGGUUCAAGCUUGCCAGAUCGCAUAUUCAGCCGUUGGCGACGUUCGGGAGUCGCCAGCACAAUCCGCUACGCAAGCCUGCAAAUAUUCUUGUUCGCCAUUGAAUACUCUUGCCACGCUUACGCGGUUUUACAAGCAUUAUGCAUUCUUCCUCCUGGCUUCAGACCUUCCCUUCUCGCGAUGAUCCCCUUCACAGAAGUUGACGCUCCCGGUUACGACCAAGCCCGAUUCCCGAUCCAGUCUUGGUUCUCGUUAGCAACAGGUCUGGCAACGCAUAUGCGCAGCCCGUUUGUCAUAGCCAUGAUCAGAGAUCAGGUCAGCAAUAUUCUCUUCCCGAAACUCUACGUGUGGAUACGCGAACUCCUUGCCAAACCUAAUAGGCCAGAUGCAGUAUCUCUGCAAAGUGCAAGUGUGCGGCUGCAUAUUGCUCCAGGGAAGAUCACGAGUGCGAAUGCCCGGCGACUUGCCCUGGGAGAAGGAAGGGUCAAGGGACUGCUGGAUCGAUGGCUUUCGUACUUGCUUUGGUUUUCGCUCAGCGUCCUACAUACGCAAAGAGUGCCUAUGGCCAUCGAACUGAGCCCUGAGAUGGAGGCGGAGCUGAGGAGACGCAGCACCAUGCACUAUCACGCGUUGGUGGGUCAGGACCGUGAAAAUGGCAUUACACGUGCCUCGAGAACGCUCCGGGUGAUGGCAAUCCGCACCGCCUUUCACGACUUUAACCUGGACCCAGAUUCAUCCAUGGUCGACAUCUUCGAACUGGCAGAUGAGAUGAGCUUAUCUGGUUCGAGUCGAGCUUCUACUUCGACCCCAGAGCCGCAAGAACUACCGCCGCCUGAAGAUGUCAUGGCUGGCGCAAGUCAUGUGGAUCAGAGCGCAAUUGAGGGUGAAAUGGGAAUGCCCACGGGCACAGCCGAGACUCAAGAUACAUUCCCCACUACGAGCGACAUCGCUGGUGGCGAUGACGGCGACCGAGCGAGCAGCUCGGGAUCCCUGGAACGUGCUCUUACUGCAUUUAUAGACAGAAGAGCUUCCAUGCACCCCACUGCAACCGGGGCUGUACCUCUCGCGGCAGGGCGAGUCUCGGCUGGUGGUGCGAAUCCCGAUGAACCGGAUUAUAUUUCCAUGGUAUGGGGAGCUGACGUUGCUGCCAUUUUUGAAGGAGAUGCGGAGCAUGGGUCGACCAUGGCUCAGGAGCCAGCUUUUCGCCCCGCUGUCCCACUGGAGACUCUGCUUCAGCCUGCUCCAGCUCAUAUCGAACACCGGCCAGAGACUGGACCGACCUCUCCUGCCCAGCUUUCAACAGCUGAACAAGUAGCACCUCAGUCGCCUCCGCCACUGGGUUCGACGCCGGACAAUCGAGGAUCAAAUCCUCCCGCAAAUCAAGCGACAGUACCACCAACACCUGUUCCUGGGAUAUCUCGAGCACCCAGUCUCCGUGGAAUUGCUGGGAUGAGGCCCGUUCGUCGACCCACAGUUUCAGAUCAACAUGUUCCCACCUUCAGGGACGAGGUGAACCGUCGCCGUCAGGAACCGGAUGAACACAGUCAACAGGACACAAACUUCGACACCUACCGCGUCACAAUCCUCUCCAAUUACGCAGCUGAAGCUUUCGCCUACCACGCGACCUCGCUGGUGGAGUCAAUCAUCCUCCUUCCACUUGACAUUAUCCUCAUGCGCUCUCUUGCGCGGAAUUUCCUCGCUCGUCACUCCAAUCAACAGAUCGCGAACACAGCGCCCUUAAUGGGUGAAAUAUGGCCUCUCGGUCUCAGGGCUCAAAUGCAAAGGCUUAGUGUCCGCCAAGAAUUCCAGUUCUGGGGCAAUUAUCUAAUUACAAUGAGCAUGCAAGGGUUGACGAACUUUGCGAUCUGGGCGGCUGGGGCAAGGAUUACAUUGAAAUUGGGAGAGAAGUUUGGAUGGGGAAAUAUAUAA